AUGCUGUCUAUCCUCAGAAAGGCGCGUCUUAAGGACAAAGAGAUGCGUAUCCUUAUGCUAGGCCUCGACAAUGCUGGGAAGACAACGAUAGUCAAAAAGAUCAUGGGUGAAGAUGUCAACACCGUGAGCCCAACACUGGGUUUUAUCAUCAAAACCAUCGAUUACGACGGAUACAAGCUGAACAUCUGGGAUGUCGGAGGCCAGAAGACGCUGCGCUCGUACUGGCGCAACUACUUCGAGAAGACUGAUGCGUUGAUCUGGGUCGUCGACGCUACAGACCGGUUGCGGAUCGACGACUGCAGAGAGGAGCUGCAUGGCCUCCUCCAAGAAGAGCGGCUAUCCGGCGCAAGUCUUCUGGUCUUUGCCAACAAGACUGACGUCAACGGAUGCAUGGACGAACAGGAGAUCCUCCAGGUUUGGAUCCGGACGCACCCUCGACGAGGUUCUGGACAUUUGGCUGACGUUUCUAUCUUGCAGGGGCUGCAGCUGGAGGCAAUUAGAACGCAUCACUGGCAUAUCCUACGGUGCAGCGCCAUGACAGGCACAAAUCUCAAGGAAGGCCUGGCUUGGGUCGUGGACGACGCGAAGAAGAGGCUCUUUCUGUACUAA
Molecule: messenger RNA, 609 nt
Organism: Colletotrichum spaethianum
Lineage: Eukaryota; Fungi; Ascomycota; Sordariomycetes; Glomerellales; Glomerellaceae
Product: ADP-ribosylation factor-like protein 2
Exons: 5
Coding region: 1-609 (202 amino acids)
Biological process (GO): protein folding
Cellular component (GO): cytoplasm; microtubule cytoskeleton
Molecular function (GO): GTP binding; GTPase activity
Source: RefSeq, a predicted model, not a curated record